AAGAAGGUGGAACGCGGAUAUCCGUCAGAUAAUUGGUGGAGGUGCUGUGGCGUGACGUGACCUCAGAACAUUGCUUAAGCAGACGUCCCCUCCAGUCCGGUGCACUUGUCGACCAGCGGGAACAGCAGCGGGUUGUCUGCUGCCUCCACACCUGUUAAAAGCAGCGGGUUACCGUCACACACCGAGCAGCCGGUAUGGACUCGUGGCUCCGCUUCUCCGCUCAGAGUCAGGCCAAGGAGCGACUGUUCAGGGCUACUCAGUAUGCCUGCACCCUGUUGGGCUACACCCUACAAAAGGGCGGGGCAGCAGCUGAACUCCGCAAAACCAUCAGUCAGCUGGAAGCACACAUGAGCCUGACCAGAAAACUGCUGCGUCUGGGAAACUCUAUUGAGGCACUGGAGGCGGCCAAGAGGGCCAUACACCUCUCUGACGGCGUGCUGAGGCUCUGUCUGACCAUCAGCCACCUCAACAGAGCCAUGUACUUUGCCUGUGACAAUGUUCUGUGGGCUGGAAAGACAGGCUUUAUCUCCAAGCUGGACCAGCACAAAUGGAGUCAGAGGUCUUUCAGGUACUACCUUUUUGCUCUGAUCCUCAACCUGACUCGAGAUGUGUAUGAGCUCCGGCUCCUUAUGGAGAGUGAAGCGCGGUACAGAGCCGCCAAAUCCCCACCCUCUCCCUACCCCAGCACCGCUCUGCCUGAUGACCCACUGUCGUCCUCUGCCACUCCGGCAUUACCUGCCAUGUCUAUGUGGCUCCGCAGACAGCUCCACCUGAUAGUGACAGUGCUGUACAGCAACCCGCCGCUGCUCUUGGACCUGCUGAAGAACAGCUGCGAUAUCUUCAUCCCUCUGGAACGGCUCGGGAUUUACCCCACAGGGCCGGGCUUUGUUGGGGCCUGUGGCUUGGCCUCCUCUGUCCUCUCUAUCCUUACCAUGGUCCACCCCUGGCUCAAACUCAAGCCAUGAACCCAGAUACACAGUGGAGAGGUCCUAAGGAGCCACAGGGAGGACUGUGAACUAGCAGUAAACCCACUGAUCGCCCUGUGAAGUAAGGCAAGUUCUGAAAUGAUAGCAGGGCAUCCAAAUCCUGGAGACAAGCCCAAAAUAAGUGACGCUCAAGUUUCUUUGACUCAGCAUCAAAAACUGCUAAACACCUCCCGGCCUCAGAGCUGAUCGAUAGCAGCUCUGCUUCAAUAGGUCCCCUCUAUGCUAAGGUGUAGUGAUGCUGCACUAAGCCAUGACAUUGGAAGACUCCUCGCUUGAUUAUUCUAAUGAUUGUGGUGUGUUGCAUGUGUAACACAAGUUUCCGUCUGUUUAACUGAUCAUCAGCCACUCUAAUGGCGUUUGUAGGCAUCACCUUUAUUCAUAUUAGAGAAGUCAAACAGUGACAUACUGACCCAGGUGUUCAUUUUCAGUACGUAUUACUAGCAGAGCUCUUGUUAGCAACUCAUGUCCAAAUAAAUGUGUUUUAGGUUGGA
Paralichthys olivaceus (Japanese flounder) is the source of this 1477-nucleotide messenger RNA. It is a transcript of the gene pex11b, whose product is annotated as peroxisomal biogenesis factor 11 beta. Gene Ontology annotation, cellular component: peroxisomal membrane. NCBI's taxonomy places the organism in Eukaryota, Metazoa, Chordata, Actinopteri, Pleuronectiformes, Paralichthyidae. Gene Ontology annotation, biological process: peroxisome fission. The record is from RefSeq and is a predicted model, not a curated record.